AUGGAUUUAGUGCAACGAACUUUACGAACGUCCAAUGCAUCAGGUGACGCGAACGAGACCAGCACACGGAUCCCAGCACCGCAUUCUCAAUGUGUGGCUGUUCUCAUAAUUGUUGUGGUCGUUAUCAUAAUUUUGUUGACAAUCGUGGGAAAUAUCCUGGUUGUUGUGGCAGUGUUCACCAGCCGUGCGCUUCGCGCUCCCCAAAACCUGUUUUUGGUUUCUCUGGCAUCCGCCGAUAUUUUAGUCGCUACCUUGGUUAUCCCCUUCUCUCUCGCAAAUGAAGUUAUGGGGUAUUGGUAUUUUGGCAGCACCUGGUGUGCGUUGUACCUGGCCCUGGAUGUGCUCUUCUGUACGUCAUCAAUUAUCCACCUCUGCGCAAUAAGUUUGGAUAGGUACUGGUCCGUCACCAAAGCCGUGAGAUACAACCUUAAGAGGACCCCAAGACGAAUCAAAUGUAUGAUCACGGUGGUAUGGGUCAUAUCUGCCGUCAUAUCUUUCCCACCCCUCAUCAUGACCGAACAUAAUGAAAUGGAAUGUUUGUUAAAUAACGAAACGUGGUAUAUCCUUUCAUCUUGCGUUGUCUCAUUCUUUGCGCCCGGUCUAAUAAUGAUUCUUGUGUACUGCAAAAUAUAUAGGGUUGCCAAACAACGUGCCGCCACUGUCUUUGUGGCUAAAAACUGUAUGGAGAGGCAGCCCUCACAAUCAGAGACAUUCUUUGUGCGAAAGGGCAAAGUCGAAGAGGACAUCCCCAGCGUCAGUCGCUGCAAAGUCAGUGACCAGCGUAGAGGGGAAUUGGAUGACAUCAAUCUGGAAGAGCACUAUGUCUCCAACAAUAAAUCAAAACCUUUUCGCUUUUCCAGCAGAAGAAAAGUGGAGGGAGCUAACGCGUGCCCGAAGAAAAACGGUCGUUUGUCUUGGGCUUCCCAGCGCAACUCUCACUUUCUGCAUGAGCCAAGGGCUAGACAGUUGUCCAUUUCCAAAAACAAAAUCGCCCAAAUGCGAGAGAAGCGUUUUACUUUCGUGCUUGCAGUGGUCAUGGGUGUGUUUGUGCUGUGCUGGUUUCCUUUCUUUUUUACUUACAGCCUGCAUGCAGUUUGCAGAGAAAGUUGCACGAUACCAGACUCUCUUUUCACACUGUUUUUCUGGAUUGGUUACUGCAACAGCUCUGUAAACCCCAUCAUUUAUACCAUUUUUAACCAUGACUUUCGAAAAGCCUUCAAAAAGAUCAUGUGCCACAGUAAGAGAGGGCCAUAACCUUUGUGGCAACUGAGAAGUAAUGAAGCAUUUUGACUGAAUAUUAUCCUGUAUGUCUGCAGCAAACACAUUUGAUCUUUUGAUAAAUAUGUAGUGUUGUUUUGAUUCGGCUAUGACAAACCAUCACAAAUUAUUGUCAGUUGUGCUCUAUUAUGUGUUGAAUAGCAGGUAAAAAUCAAUCCAUGGCCAUUAUUCAAUUUUGUCAAUGUCUGGAAUUAUGUCUUUGAAUUGACAGAAAAUUACACUUGGAAAGAAGCCCUCAGGAUUUUUAAUCUAUCAUGUGAAAUUCGUCAUUGAACCUCAUGUUGUAGCCUAAAUGAGGUCCAAAUCCUCGUGAAGGGGUUAUGUCUUUGUGAAGUAAAGAUACUGUCAGCAACAGAACAUAUUAGGCCUAUGUCCGUCUUCAGCGUAUAGUGUCCAGUAUGUGACUCAAUGUCCAUAGCACUUGUAAUGUGCUCACCUUCUCAGCCAUACUAUAGCAUAAUAGGAAAACACAUUUCAAAAUUGUAUUAUCAUUCACUGGGUGUUAGCCCUAUUGCGUGGUAUGCCACCGUGAGCAGUAUACAUUGUAUUUAAUUAAUUUAAAAGAAUAUUGUGCUUGUAUGAAACUAUUGUUGAUGUUGGAUUUGUCCUGUCUAGGCAACAUAAUGCAGUCUGCGGCUUUUGUUAUAAUAUUAGAAAUCAUGAAUGGCUUCUGAAUUAUGUUUCAGAAGUGAGAUAAUCUGU
Sardina pilchardus (European sardine) is the source of this 1980-nucleotide messenger RNA. RefSeq names its product adrenergic, alpha-2D-, receptor b (gene adra2db). The transcript has a single exon. Gene Ontology annotation, cellular component: plasma membrane. Gene Ontology annotation, biological process: regulation of vasoconstriction; adenylate cyclase-activating adrenergic receptor signaling pathway; regulation of smooth muscle contraction. Gene Ontology annotation, molecular function: epinephrine binding; alpha2-adrenergic receptor activity. The record is from RefSeq and is a predicted model, not a curated record. Lineage: Eukaryota; Metazoa; Chordata; Actinopteri; Clupeiformes; Clupeidae. Bases 1 to 1254 code for a protein of 417 amino acids.